AGCCAAACUUAACAAAAUUUGACUAGAAAAAAAUCAAAGCGACUUAUAAUAUGAAACAGAAGAGUGGAUAUCUUAUACAUACUAACUACAUGAAUGAAUGUCACGCUUUGGUAAAAUUAACUUUACAAAGCUAUUUUAGUCUUGUUUUGCAUGAACUAGAUAAGUUCGUGCAUAAAUAGCAUUUCAGAAGUUCAUCUACAAAUUACACCCAACUAACGCACAUCAUUUGUAUACCACCAAUAUAAUUUUCUCCUUUUAUUUUAGGAAAAUUUUAAGCUCAGAAUCGGGAGUAAUAGAUGAUCGUGAAGGGGAUCAACUAUUGCACAUUAACUGCCGCCUCUAACAUUUAAUCCCGGAGUACCGACUGCUAGUUACUCCUAUAAUUGUUACUACGUACUCUACUUUGGUAUCAAUCGUAUCGCUUGCCAUGGGCUCAAACUCGCGCCUGCACGCCGUGCUCAUCCCGUACCCGGCGCAGGGCCACGUCACGCCCCUCCUGCACCUCGCCAAGGUGCUCCACUCCAGGGGGUUCCACGUCACCUUCGUCAACUCCGAGUACAACCACCACCGCCUCCUCCGUUCCCGCGGCACCGGCGCGCUGGCCGGCCUCGACGACUUCCGGUUCGAGACCAUCCCGGACGGCCUGCCGCCGCCGUCCGAAUCCGACAACGACGACGUCACGCAGGACAUCCCCACGGUCUGCACGUCCUUCCUCACGCACGGCCCCGCGGCGUUCGGGGCCCUCCUGGCGCGGCUCAACAGCGAGCCCGGGACGCCGCCGGUGAGCUGCGUUAUACCGGACGGCGUGAUGAGCUUCGCACAGAGAGUGGCCAGCGACAUGGGCAUCCUUGCCCCGGCGUUCUGGACCACCAGCGCCUGCGGCUUCAUGGGAUAUCUCCACUACGCCGAGCUCAUCGACAGAGGCUACGUGCCACUCAAAGAUGAGAGCUACCUGACCAACGGAUACCUCGACACCGUGCUCGACUGGGUGCCGGGGAUGCCAGGCAUCCGGCUGCGCGACAUGCCCAGCUUCAUCCGCACGACCGACCGGGACGAGUUCAUGCUCAACUUCGACAGCGGCGAGGCGCAGAACGCGCGCCACGCGCAGGGCCUCAUCCUCAACACGUUCGACGCGGUGGAGCACGACGUCGUCGACGCGCUGCGCCGCAUCUUCCCGCGCGUGUACACAGUCGGCCCGCUCCUGACGUUCGCGGGGGCCGCAGCGGCGCGGCGCCCCGAGGUGGGCGCGAUCGGCGGCAACCUCUGGAAGGAGGACGCGAGCUGCCUUCGGUGGCUGGACGCCCAGCAGCCCGGCUCGGUCGUGUACGUCAACUUCGGUAGCAUCACCGUCAUGUCGCCGGCUCAUCUCGCCGAGUUCGCGUGGGGGUUGGCGCGCUGCGGCCGGCCAUUCCUGUGGGUCAUCAGGCCCGACCUCGUCGCCAGCGAGAAGGCCAUGCUGCCGGAAGAGUUCGUCAGCGAGACCAAAGAGAGAGGGAUCUUUCUGAGCUGGUGCCCGCAAGAGCAAGUCCUGGAGCAUCCGGCGACCGGCCUGUUCUUGACGCAUUCCGGCUGGAACUCGACGCUGGAGAGCAUAAGCGCCGGCGUGCCGAUGAUCUGCUGGCCGUUCUUCGCCGAGCAGAUGACCAACUGCCGCUACGCUUGCACCAAGUGGGACAUUGGACUGGAAAUUGACACCGACGUGAAGAGGGAGGAGGUGGCACGGCUCGUGCAAGAGGCCAUGGAUGGAGAGAAAAGCAAGGAUAUGAGAGCGAAAGCAAUGGCGUGGAAGGAGAAAGCCGUGGCGGCAACGGAGGAAGGAGGCACUUCGAGCGCCGGAAUAGAUCGUUUGGUUGAAUUUCUGCUUGCAAGAGGUGAUCACGCAAGCUGAAUAUUGUUGUUGUUGAUCAAUCCUAAAAAUGCGAUUUGUAAUUGGGUAAAUGAAUCUAUGAUGUGACCAUCUCCCACUAUCUUGUUAGAAAUAUCAAA
Messenger RNA from Oryza sativa Japonica Group (Japanese rice), 1986 nucleotides. Its product is annotated as 7-deoxyloganetin glucosyltransferase. Lineage: Eukaryota; Viridiplantae; Streptophyta; Magnoliopsida; Poales; Poaceae. The record is from RefSeq and is a predicted model, not a curated record. Gene Ontology annotation, molecular function: quercetin 3-O-glucosyltransferase activity; quercetin 7-O-glucosyltransferase activity.